GAGAACGGACAUUCCUCGACGCUGUCGGCGUGUGCGUGCGUGCGUGCGGACCUUGACACCGGGGUUUGACGUACCCCGAACGCUACGAUGCCCAAUGGUUGACCGUGCACCCGAGUAUGCUACACGAGGACGCUUCACGCGCCGCGGUUCUCAUUGUUAUUGUUAUGUUCGCGAGUAUGACUGCGGUUCGGUGAACUUGUUACGCGGCUUCACCGACAGUAGAGAACAAACGGCUGCGUUUUCACCCGCGAUUUUCACGGAAUCGGCGACGGCAACAGUGGCAGGGCUUAUGACGACCUGGACAACGACGACGACGACGGCGGUGGUCUUGUAGUGAUAACGACGAUUUUUUCCCUGCUACGCUAUUGCCGUUGCUAUCUCUGACGUGCGUGCGUGCGUGCGUGCGCGGUCAUACGGAGUUCGUUUGUACGACGUGUGACGCGCAGGUGAUCGUGGAAGGUGAUUUCGAGCUACGAGAAAGCGAGGUUAGAGUCGCGCUCUAACGCGAGAAAAGAUAACAGCCCCGCGAGGAAGGAACCAUGGCCGAUCACAUGGUGGACGGUCCUCCGCAGAAGCGGCAGAAGCUGGAUCCCUUUCCGGGCCCGUCGGACUCGACAGUGGGUAUGGCGCCUUUAAUGAUGCACCAUGCUUUUCCAAACUUCCCGGGAGGUGGCAAUGGUAACAUUCAGGGUCAACCUCAACCGCUACAUGUGCCUCAACAUCAGUUGCCUCAACAACAUUGGAACCACCUAAAGCGAAAUUACAUAACAAAUACAGAAAUGUUUGACCUUGAAAAUGAUCUACCUGAUGACUUGCUGUCGUCUGGGUCCUGGGGUUCCGCGACUGAGAGUACUAAGCCACCGGCAACUGGUCCCGGACCAGGACAACAAAAUGGUGCUCUCGAUUCGGAACUCAGACUACAGCAACAACAACAGCAGCAGCAGCAGCAACAACAACAACAGCAGCAGCAGCAGCAGCAACAACAACAACAACAGCAGCAGCAACAACAACAACUUUCUCAUCAUCUCAUUCAACAGCAGGGCAACAAGAACUUGGUGGCUAACUCAUUAGUAAUGGCUACCGGAACGUUAGGCAGUAAAAGUCCGAAUAUGCAGUCACCACCGAACGUUUCUGUCUCCAAAGGAGUAGUCGAUCCGCAAAUGGUUGUGAGUCUCGGUAAUUUACCGAGCAGCAUCGCUAGUUCGUUGGCGAACAAUCAAAUGUCCAUCGCUAAUUCGAUGGGUGGUCUGCAAUCAUCCAUGGCUGGAAGUAACCCCGCGAUGUCUAUGCCAGGCGGUUUAACGUCCGGCUUGGUAAUGACUAGUACAGCUAGCGCAAACAAUAUGGGUGGCAUGGCCGGAGGAAGUUUGAUAGUAACCAACAGUUUGAAUAAACAACCUUUAAAUACCGUAACUAUGAUGGGUCCUAAUACUCAAGCGAUACAUCAUCCCAGUGGACCUCACGGAGUAACGCAGAUGCAAAACGGUCCUGGAAUGAUAAACACAAGAGCUGUGACAAUGCAGCAACAACAACAGGCGCAUAUGGUCGGCCCAACGAGAGGGCAAAGUCCUCACCAACAGGUACAUCAAGUUGGUAUUGUCGGUCCUGGUCAAGGUGGUCCAAGGAUGCAGGCUCCUAUGGCAAACAUGCCGAAUAUGGGACAAAUAGGUGCAUCAAAUCCAUACGGCUACGGUACUCCAAGUGGUACUGGUGGACCAGGACCAGGAGUAACUGUAUGCGCCAACAAUCCUAUAGGUGUCGUCAAGCCACAGCAGAAAGGGGUGGGAACAAACAUGACUGCUAUGCAGGCAGCAGCCGCUACCAGCAGAUUUACCGCCACCACUGGUCCGAUUGGCACUACAAAUGUUGUUAGUAGUCAAGAGGGUGGAACGGCAACACAACAAACUCAAAUACCGGCACCGAGUCCAGCACAACCUCAAACGGGAGCACCAGCUGGUGGAGGACAAGCUCCCCAACAACCAUCUCAAGGCCAGAUGGCCCCUGCUGGUGCUCCGUCAACCAAAACACCUGAUCCGGAAAAAUGUAGACUCAUUCAGCAGCAGUUAGUGUUACUUUUGCACGCGCAUAAAUGCCAACGGCGCGAAAGCAUGAAUGGCGAGCAAGUACAGAGACAAUGUCAAUUACCAAAUUGCAAAAUGAUGAAGGGUGUCUUGUCUCACAUGAUGACUUGUCAAGUCGGCAAAAAUUGUACAGUGUCUAAUUGUAGCAUGUCGAGACAGAUUAUUAAUCAUUGGAGACACUGUGCUAAAAAUGACUGUCCGGUUUGUGAACCAAUAAGACAAGCAAAUAGAAACAGAGCCAAUACGCAAGCUCCUCAAACAAAUAACCAGACAACAAAUCCAACUCCACUUGAAAUGAGAAGAGCUUACGAUGCUCUAGGAAUUCAGUGUCCAACAACAACAUCAACACUCCUGCCGAGUCAAGGCGCUAGCAGAGGCGUUAGAAUGCCAGCGCCUGGCACGACAGGUCCUCCUGGCACACAGUUAGCCAAUGUUAGAUUAGCGCAACCUCAAACACAAACCGGUCCAGGGCAAUCUGUAGUUGGUGCUGGACAAACAGUGGUCGCUCCAAACGUAUCUCUUCCUCUAAAUUCCGAUCCUAGCACGGUCGGAAUAGGUGGCAAUCAGACCCCACCGACAACAGGACCUGCAUCCGCUGCAGCAGCCGCCGCUGCCAAUAUACAACAAUCCGUUAAUAUGCAAACAUUUUUCGGAUUGAAUGAGUCCGGACAAUCUAGUGUGAUAGGCGGAGAGAAUAGAUUAGGAAAUUUGCAGCUUCCAAGUGGUCUUCAACCGAGUCAAGUCACAGCGACACCCGUGCAAGGAACAAAGGAGUGGCAUCAGUCCGUCACUCCAGAUCUCAGGAAUCACCUAGUUCAUAAAUUGGUCCAAGCAAUAUUCCCCACUCCGGAUCCGCAAACUAUGCUCGACAAAAGAAUGUGCAACUUGGUUGCGUACGCAAGAAAGGUUGAGGGCGAUAUGUACGGAAUGGCUAAUUCGCGAUCGGAAUACUAUCAUCUUUUGGCCGAAAAAAUCUAUAAAAUACAAAAGGAAUUGGACGAAAAACGUCAGAAACGGAAAGAACAGCAAUUACAAGCUCAACAGCAGCAGCAACAACCGCAACCGCCGCCUGGCGCAUCCGGUCCCGGACUGAGGCCAUGCGCACCUCCUAAUGUCGGAGCCGUUAUUCCAGGAACAUCAAAACCAGUUGGAGCAGUACCGCCCACUCUUCGAAGUCACUCACCGAGUAUGAAUCAACUAGGAACAAUACCUGCAAUGGCCAUACAGCAACAUAACAGAAUGCAGUUCCCUCAACAACAACAAGCUCAGCAACAACAAAUUCAAGCUCAGCAGCAAAUACAGCAGCAGCAACAACAGCAACAACAGGGAAUUCUGGUUGGUCCUCCCGGUCUUAGUCCGAACGGACAAUCCACAUCGAAUGCCAAUAUGGUGCCGAAUCCCGGGCUCAAUCCUUUCGGACAACCUCAGAUGUCUCAAGCUAACCUUACGACCACCACCGCGUCUAACAACGCGACAACUAGUCAAUUUCCAACGUCCAAUAGCACAGCUGCCGGUUUACCCAAUAGUUCACCCAUUCAAAGUCAGCAUCAAUUUCCGGAUCUCAUGAAAGUCAGACUGCAGGCCCAGGUUCAAGCUGCUCAACAGCAACAGCAAAGUCAGCAGCAAUCGCAACCGACGAGCACGCAAAGUCAGGUCGGAACACCGGCUUCGUCGAUUCCACAAACGCCUUCGCCAUUCAGCGGUAUGCAACAAUCGAGCGCACAACAGCAGCAGCAAGCGAAUCAGCAGUUCCCCGCUCGACCAUUGUCAGCCUCCACACCUAGUGACAGUGGUAUUUCUACCUCAACGCCGCAGACGAUACCACCGCCCGCGUCCAGCGGACCAAGUCCAACGGGUGGCGGCGUGGCCGCAACGACGGGAACGACGAACGGACCUCAGUCUACCACUUCCACACCGAACACGCCUCUCGUGCCGUCGCUGAUGACGCCGAAUCAGACUGUCUCGUCCAAUCAAACACCGCCGCAUUCGGGUCCGACCCCCUCGCCCGCUGGCCUUGCAAGUCUCGGUAAAGGUAUGACUUCGCAGGAGCGUGCGGCGUUGAACACUCCGCGCAGCACGUCUAUGUCCUCGCAAAUGGCUGCUAUCACAGCGGCAUUGGAUCACGACAACUCGCCUAGUCCGCCAAUGAACAACAACAAGGGUAAAUUGGAUUCGAUCAAGGAUGAAGGUAUUAAAAUGGAAAUUAAACAAGAGUCAUCGGACGAUACGCAAAAUCACAGAAUGGACAGCGGCAAAAGCGUUAACAAUGAGAUUAUCAUUAAAACCGAGCCGAAAACCGAACCGAUGGAGGAGGGAUCGAAUGAGGCGACUAUGAAGGAAGAACCUGCAAGUAUCAAAGAAGAGAGCAUGACCCCGGUGUCUAGUCAAGACACGACUGCCUCUGAUAUCAAGCCGAUGGUGCCGGAGCCGAUACAACCGAGCGGCACGUUCACCGAUAAGAAGAAAUGCUUGUUUAAACCGGACGAGUUGCGUCAGGCGUUGAUGCCUACAUUGGAAAAGUUGUAUCGACAAGAUCCCGAGUCCAUACCUUUUAGACAACCCGUGGACCCGCAAGCGUUGGGAAUACCGGAUUAUCCAACUAUCGUGAAGAAGCCGAUGGAUUUGUCCACUAUCAAGAAGAAACUCGACACAGAAAAGUACAGCGAUCCCUGGGAGUACGUCGAUGACGUGUGGAUGAUGUUCGACAAUGCCUGGCUCUACAAUCGCAAGACAUCUCGUGUCUACAGAUAUUGUACCAAGCUCUCGGAAGUAUUUGAACAAGAAAUAGAUCCUGUGAUGCAGGCCUUAGGAUAUUGCUGUGGCAGAAAGUACACGUUCAAUCCGCAGGUUCUCUGUUGCUACGGCAAGCAGCUUUGCACGAUACCGAGAGACGCAAAGUAUUAUUCUUAUCAAAACAGUCUUCUAAAGGGAUAUGGUCUUGCUUCCGAUAGAUACACCUUCUGUCAGAAAUGUUUCAACGACAUUCCUGGAGACACAGUUACGUUAGGAGACGAUCCAACGCAGCCGCAAACUACCAUCAAAAAAGAACAGUUCCAGGAGAUGAAGAAUGACCAUUUAGAAUUGGAACCUUUUGUUACUUGCACGGAUUGCGGUAGGAGAGUACAUCAAAUUUGUGUACUUCAUUUAGAAGCAAUCUGGCCAUUAGGAUUUACCUGUGAUAAUUGCUUGAAGAAAAAAGGACAGAAACGCAAAGAGAAUAAGUUCAACGCUAAACGAUUGCCCGUAACGAAACUCGGCACGUACAUCGAGACGCGCGUGAACAAUUUCCUGAAGAAGAAAGAAGCCGGUGCGGGUGAGGUUGCAAUCAGAGUUGUCGCGUCCAGCGACAAAGUGGUCGAGGUCAAACCCGGAAUGAGAAGUAGAUUUGUCGAGAACGGCGAUAUGCCCGGCGAAUUUCCUUACCGCGCGAAAGCGUUGUUCGCAUUUGAAGAGGUCGACGGCACCGACGUCUGUUUUUUCGGCAUGCACGUGCAAGAAUACGGGAGCGAAUGCACACCGCCGAACACCAGACGUGUUUACAUCGCGUAUUUGGACUCGGUUCACUUCUUUCGGCCUAGACAGUUUCGAACGGCCGUAUAUCACGAGAUUCUUCUCGGAUAUCUCGACUAUGCGAAGCAACUUGGAUACACUAUGGCUCAUAUUUGGGCGUGUCCUCCUUCCGAAGGGGACGAUUAUAUCUUCCACUGCCACCCCGCAGAACAAAAAAUACCAAAGCCUAAGAGAUUACAGGAGUGGUACAAGAAAAUGUUGGACAAAGGAAUGGUCGAGAGGAUCGUGCUCGACUAUAAGGACAUUCUGAAACAAGCCAUGGAGGACAAGCUUACGUCCGCGGCAGAUUUACCGUACUUUGAAGGUGACUUUUGGCCGAACGUGUUAGAAGAAAGCAUCAAAGAAUUAGAUCAAGAGGAGGAGGAGAAGCGCAAGCAAGCUGAAGCGGCAGAGGCCGCCGCAGCGGCUGCAAAUAUAUUUUCGUUAACCGAGGACUCGGAAACUCCAGACGGUAAGAAGAAGGGCCAGAAAAAGGCAAAGAAAUCCAACAAGUCCAAAGCAAAUCAAAGAAAGAACAGCAAAAAGUCGAAUACCCCUCAGACUGGCAAUGAUCUUUCCGCGAAAAUAUUUACCACCAUGGAAAAGCACAAAGAAGUAUUUUUCGUCAUUAGGUUGCACAGUGCUCAAAGUGCGGCCAGUUUAGCUCCAAUCCAAGAUCCUGAUCCUGUUAUCAAUUGUGAUCUGAUGGACGGUCGAGACGCCUUUCUCACACUGGCGAGAGAAAGGCAUUACGAGUUUUCAUCAUUGAGAAGAGCGAAAUUUAGCUCUAUGUCAAUGCUUUAUGAGCUACAUAAUCAAGGCCAAGACAAAUUUGUUUACACUUGCAAUAAUUGCAAGAGUCAUGUAGAAACCAGAUAUCAUUGUACAGUUUGUGAUGAUUUCGAUUUAUGUGUAAGUUGUAAAGAUAAAGAUGGACAUCCACAUCCAAUGGAGAAACUUGGCUUUGAUUUGGAUGAUGGAUCAUCGCCAAAUGACACCAAACAAACAAAUCCACAGGAAGCGCGGAAAUUGUCGAUACAAAGGUGCAUUCAAUCAUUGGUGCACGGCUGCCAAUGUAGAGACGCUAAUUGCCGUUUGCCCAGCUGUCAAAGGAUGAAACGAGUGGUCAUGCACACAAAGAAUUGCAAGAGGAAGACAAAUGGUGGCUGUCCUAUCUGCAAACAAUUGAUUGCGUUAUGCUGUUAUCAUGCGAAACACUGCCAGGAAACAAAAUGUCCCGUCCCAUUCUGCUCCAACAUCAAACACAAAAUAAAACAACAACAAUUGCAGCAGCGUUUGCAGCAGGCGCAGUUGCUUAGGAGACGAAUGGCUGUGAUGAACACAAGACCGACCGGACCUGUAGGGGCGAUGCAAACCGGUCAGCAGACGUCGAAUGUUGCUAUGACGACAGGAGUCGCCAUGAAACCCGGCGUUAGCAGUUCAAAUCUUCCUUCUCCUCAUCCACCUGGUAUCGGUCUCAAACCAGGCACUCAAACUCCUCCCGCUCAUGUAUUACAAGUGGUAAAGCAAGUGCAGGAGGAGGCUGCUAGACAACAGGCACCACAUGUCGGUUAUGGCAAAGUAACACCGGGUGCCGGAGUAGGCGUGGGCGUUGGCGUAAGCGGUCAAACGAGCGGCGUGAUGCCGCCACCGCAAAUGCAACGUCCACUGCCAGUACAGAUGCCGAAUCCCGGUAGCACGCAUCUCAUACCCAUGGAUCAAUGGAGCAGGUACCAACCCAACGCUGUGAUGCAAAAUCCUAAUCUGGCGCGGCAACAGACGCCACAACAGUUGAUGCAACAACAACAACAACAACAUCAGGCUCAACCGGGUAUGGGGAUGAGCACGCAAAUGCCGCGACAGCCAGGUGUAAUUGGGCCAGUCGCACAGGUCGGUUCGCAACAAAGCAAUGCACAGAAGCAUGCUCUCCAACAACUAAUGCAAACUCUUCGAAGUCCACAUUCGAACGAGCAGCAGAACCAAAUACUACAAAUACUCAAGAGCAAUCCGCCUUUAAUGGCUGCUUUCAUCAAACAGCGGGCGCUUGCCCUUCAGCAACAACCUGGUCAGCAUGGUGGGGGAGUCGGCGGACCAUUGGGUUCUACGCAACCUCAACAGCAGCAGCAGCAACAACAAGCUGGUUUGCAUAUGAUGUCUCAACAACAGCAGCCUCAACAACAGCAGCAACAGGCGCAGCAGCAGCAACAACAGCAGGGUAGACUUCAAAUACAGGCGAUGUUAACUCAACAGGCACAACAGCAGCAACCAGCAGCGAUACAGCAGCAAUGGCAGUAUAAGCAGCAGAUGCUUGUACAAAUGCAACAACAACGGCAGCAGCAGGCGGCAGCGGCAGCGGCGGCGGCUCAGCAGCAGCAGCAGCAACAACAACAACAACAACAGCCGCAGCCGCUGCAGCAGCAGCCGCAACAACAGUUCACGCAGCCGCCUGCGCCGCCGUACGGGCAACAGCGGCCUAUACGGCCGUCGCUUCUGGGUAACCGAUACAUGCCAUACACAUCUCCUUAUAUAUUAUCCAACGAAGAGGCAAUAUUAAGGGGCAUGUUGAAUCGACACCAACGAUUGCAAAAAUUCCCAGGUUACGGUGGUUUCAACGAGCAGGGAUACGGUCAGCCGGGACUGAAACCUACUCCGCCGCCGGUACCGUCGCCGCAAGGCGUCAUGGGCCCGCCUGGGAUCUCAGUCCAACAACAGCUGAUGCAAUCGGUGCGUUCGCCGCCGCCAAUUCGUUCCCCGCAGCCCAAUCCCUCGCCACGACCAGUUCCCUCGCCCCGCAAUCAGCCGGUACCGUCGCCGCGGUCGGGUCCCGUGCCGUCGCCACACCAUCAUCCACCACACGGCACGCCCACGCACUCACCAGCACACGAGCUCGGCGGCGGUCCCAGCGAGAUGAUGCUCUCGCAGCUGAGCGGAGGUGCCGGUGCGCCCACCGGACAUCCCGCUACCAUGCCCCACCAUCCCUCGCCGGCGCCGGCGCCCACGAACGGCGGCGCUGACGCCAACGAGGUAACACCGAUGACGCCACAGGACCAACUCUCUAAAUUCGUCGAGGGGUUGUAGUGACUGUUACGGACGAUCACAUCGGUCGAUGGUUAUGUAAGUGAUUCCCUUCAACGAGACGACGACGACGGCGCUCAGACGACCACGCUCGUCCCCGUCGCGUAAUUUAUAACGAAAUGUAAUUAAAGCGGAACGACGAUACCAUUAGAUAAUUUAAGCUCUUUCGCGCGCGCGCGCUCGUGCGAGUAGAAACUGAAAGAACUUAAAAAGGAAUGCUUGACAAACGCGUCCCGUCGAGCUUUUUUUCAUUUGAUCGUGGUUGAUUUUUCAUUUUCUUCACAAGACCGGGGAGGGAAUCCCCUAUUACAUCGCGACGCUCGAGUCGCUCGCGCACGCGUUCCUUCUCUUUCGAUCUUUUACGCUACGUGAUCGUCGAGAGAAAAGAGAGACUAUGCAACGUGCUGGUGCUUUUUUCACUGCUGCUCGGCCUGGCUCAAAUAGACUCAAAAAUUACAUGUGUUUUUUCGUACUUGGUCGAGAGAGAGAAAGAGAGAGAGAGAGAAAAAUCGCGACCGGAAGGAAUGAAAACCAUUCAGAACAAACAAAACUAUCGAGAAACUUAUUGCGUAUCUCGUAAAAUAACCUCCGGACGUCUGUUCGACACCUAUAUUACCACUCUCCUUUGCUGCUGCCCGUGCUGGGUGAGUGAAAUCGUACAAAAACCAUAUAUAUAUAUAUAUAAAUACACAUACAUAUAUAUAUAUGUUGUCUAUAUUUAACUUAAUUAUAAUAA
Messenger RNA from Pseudomyrmex gracilis, 9441 nucleotides. RefSeq names its product CREB-binding protein. Lineage: Eukaryota; Metazoa; Arthropoda; Insecta; Hymenoptera; Formicidae. The record is from RefSeq and is a predicted model, not a curated record. Gene Ontology annotation, molecular function: histone acetyltransferase activity; chromatin DNA binding; transcription coactivator activity. The coding region runs from base 540 to 8708 and encodes 2722 amino acids. Gene Ontology annotation, cellular component: histone acetyltransferase complex; transcription regulator complex; nucleus. Gene Ontology annotation, biological process: positive regulation of transcription by RNA polymerase II. The transcript has 24 exons.